Molecule: messenger RNA, 5937 nt
Organism: Plasmodium gonderi
Lineage: Eukaryota; Apicomplexa; Aconoidasida; Haemosporida; Plasmodiidae
Exons: 1
Coding region: 1-5937 (1978 amino acids)
Source: RefSeq, a predicted model, not a curated record
AUGAAUUGUAAGUGCUGCCACUUUCCAAAUUUGUCAAUUGAAAGAUAUGAAAUCUUAAAAUUGGCUCAAAAAAAAAAAAUAACCAAGGAAGAAAAUAUUAUGCAAAAUAAGAAAAAAGCUACAAUAGGAGAUAUGGCAAAAGGGCCAAGAGCAUUUGCUAGACAUCACACAAAGUGUUGGAAUAACAACCACUUUGUUAAUGUUAGUAGACUUAGAGCUAUUAGACAUCUUAAAAACGGUCUACAUAAUGGUAAUGUGUUGCCUUUGAAAAAGGUAAGAACGUGCGCUCAUUUCGUAAAAAGAAAUAAAGGAAUCAACACUAGAGGAAAACUAAAAGCAAUGAAACAAUCACACUUGUCUAAAAAUUUAUGUCACUACGAGGAAAAAAGUUCCCUGCAUCUCUCUGAUAAGUAUAUUGCAGAUAUACGUAACGCCCAAGAGAAGGACGUCAAUAGAAGUAGUGCUGUUGGAAGUGAAAUUGAAAGUGAACCGAAUGGGGAAAUAAUGAAAAAUAGAACUUAUAAAAAAUUUAACAAGUCUAACAAUAUAAGCCAAACAGAGAAUAGCAACAAAAACAAAAGCUGUUCCUUAAGAAAUAUUACGAGCCUCAAUUCAUUUCCAAAUAUGGACACAUAUGAAGACAUUUCAAAUUGGGGCCAAAUCAAUGAUCAUGAAACAAGGGAUCCAAAUUUGUAUAACCAAUCUAAUACAUUUAGAGAAGAAAAAAAUAAAUGGGAACCAACCAAAGGAAAAAAAAAAAAAAAAAAAAAAUACAUUAACAUAACAAAUGCUUAUGCAAUUUGUCAAAAUGGACACUCCUUAAGAAGCGAAGAAAGCUAUACCACUCUAGAAACACAUAAUGAUGUGCUUUUAGAUAAAGAGAAAAUAGAACAGAUUUGCAAAAUGAAUAAAACUGAAUACAACGAAAAAUUAUUAAGUAAAAAGAAUUAUUUAAUUCCUGAUUUAGCAAAUAUUCCAAGAGGAGAAAAUGAAAAUAUGUCUGAGGAAGGUAAAAGUGGGUGCAAUAGUGAGUAUAGUAGUAUUGACCGUACUAUUGAACAGACUAAAGAACAUAGUACUGUUAUUCAUUACACCAAUGAAAAUGUCAAAGAAAUAACAAAAAAUCAAUGCAGAUUAUCCAAAGGGAACGAGAUGAAGGAAAUAGCGAAAACUAGCGCAGGUACAUCUUUACCAUCAAUGAAAGAGGAAGAAUCCAAAGAGGAAAUAAAUUUAAAGGAAGAAAGAUACUUUAAAAAGAGCCUUUAUGAAGACAUUUCAAAAUGCAACUUAAUUUGUGAUAUAUAUAAAUAUUCCAAAGGGGUGAAAAAUAAGGAGGGGGAAGUCAUUGUCAAUUCGAAAAACAUGUCUGAUGAUGAACUUGUGAAGAAUCAUAGUGUGUCCAUAAAAUCAAUGAAUCACAUAGAGGAACAAGUAUCAUCAGAUUAUCAGAGUACUAUAGGAAAGAAAAAUUAUUAUGUGAAUGCAGAUGAAAGAAUAUAUUUUAAUAAUCAAAGCAGUUUAUCAAAUACUAAUGCGAUGGAAGGGAAGAGUGAGAAUGUAAAUGAGAAAGAAAAAAGCAUUCAAAAUGGUGAAAUCCGUAAUGAAAAUACUCCUAAUGAAGUAGCUACUAAUGACGUAGCUCUUAAUGGUAAAACUCCUAGCGAAGAAACCCCAGAUGAAGAAGCCCGUGACGAAGAAACUCCUUUUGAGGAAUCCCCCAAUGACGAGGAUCUAUGUGAAAGAAAAAUAGAAUACGUAAGAAACAAAUUAAACCAUCAUUUGUACCAAAAAUUAACUGACGACACAGUAACGGAAAGCACGAACCACACUUUCUCCGAUUUCAAUGAAAGCACACAUAACAACAGUUCUUCGAAAAGCACUAAAUUAUUAUUCAGCACGUGUACUGAGGAAGAAAAAGAAUUAUCUGAAAAAAUUACUCUUCCCAUAUCUACAACAAGCAGUAAUGCAAAUAGCAUAAGUGUGUACAUGGAUUCACCUUCAUCUGUAUCCGAUGGAAGUUUAUGCAAUGAUGUAAAUAGAAAAAAAUUGAAUAUAAAUGAGUACUAUAAAAAGGAAAAUACAUUAUCGAAUAUACUGAAAAAAGUGGAUUGCAUAAACUCAACUCCAAUGAACAACACAACCUUUAGUAAUCAUAAUAUCAGUGAUAAAAAUAACAAUAGUAGGAGAAAUGCAGUUACGUAUAGUCCUUUACCUAUCUAUAGGAAAAUAAUUAACCCUAUUAUGGCAAGCCAAGUACAACCUGUUGGUGAAGAAAAUAAAAAAGACACAACAGAAGAGUCCAAAAAAAUAGCCAAUUUGAAAAGAAAUAUCGAUCAAGACUUAGAUUACAACAUAAAGAAGAAAUUGAGAAUAGAAGAAUAUUCAUUACUCAAUUUAAAUAUAUAUAAAAAUAGUGCAUCAGAUUUACACAAAAAUAACAGCUAUAACACAUACAUAUUAAAAAAUCUUCAGGAUUCCUAUUUAAAAAACAAAUUGUACAAUGUUACAUAUAACCAAAUGAAUAACCUCAGUGUUAAUAAAGAGAACGCAAUUUCUUCCCAUGCUGAGAGUGAUUCUUCAAGUCGUACUGAACCGAACAAGAUCAUAAGUGACCACACAGAUGAAUAUAACGAAACAGAUGGGUGGGAUUUUAUUAGGCUGACAAACAAUGAAAUGGAUCAGAAAAUUAAAGGAACAAAAAUUAUUAUGAAUAAAAGAAUGCAAAAUGAUGAAACGCAUAGCUAUUACAAUGAUAUAUUAAACAACAUUGAGUGUAGCCAUUCUCCUCAGUUUAUAAAUAUCGACAAUGUAUGUAGAAAUAACUCGUUUAAGGAACAAAAAUUUAACACUAUAUUUAAAAGAUACGAACCACCUGAUAAUCAUUUUAACAGUAUAUAUACGCAAGAUGUAAGUUAUUCUAAUUUGUUAAAGGAAAAAGUAUAUGACAAUGUUCAAUUGAACCUAAGUGAUAUAAUAAACCUUUUAGAAAAAGAAAGAAUUGGAAACUUAUAUAGUGAAGAAGAAUUAGAAUCCAUAAUGAUUCCUGUAUGUGAUGUUUACUAUGAUUCGAUUAAACAAAAUUGGUUAUGCAAGUAUGACAACGUAAAUAAAAUUCCAAAUCUAAGAACGAAAAUGUUCUCUGCCAAAUAUCACUCGUACCACCACUCCAGACAAUUGGCAUUGCAGCUUAAAUACAAUUACAUAAAAAAGAAGUAUAACAUUUUUAGCAAUUUAGAGGAUGAGGAGAGGAUGUUCUUUGUUUGCAUCAGCAAAUUCGCAACAAAUGAUGGGUACACACAUGAAGGAAUGACAGAAGAAGGUAAGACAAAUGAAGGUAAGACAAAUGAAGGUAAGACAAAUGAAGGUAAGACAAACGAAGGAAUGACAAACGAAGGAAUGACAAAUGAAGGAAUGACAAAUGAAGGAAUGAUAAAUGAAGGAAUGAUAAAUGAAGGAAUGACAAACGAAGGAAUGACAAAUGAAGGAAUGACAAAUGAAGGAAUGACAAAUGAAGGAAUGACAAAUGAAGGAAUGACAAAUGAAGGAAUGACAAAUGAAGGAAUGACAAACGAAGGAAUGACAAACGAAGGAAUGACAAACGAAGGAAUGACAAACGAAGGAAUGACAAAUGAAAUUCUAAACUGUCAGCAAGGGAGAAACCCAUCUAAGAAGGCUCUUAGAGAUGGUCAUGGAUGUGAUGCUACUUACGCAAGCAUUUCCCAUAGACCAGAUAAUAUAAGAGAAGAUAUAAAAAAAACGAAUAAAAACUCGAAAAAACUACAAAGAGAAAAGGAAACAGAAGAAAAAAAUUACUGUCAUGAUGACACAGAUGAAAAAUAUGACGAAUCUAAAAGUACGAUUAAGGAGCCCAGGAAUGUUAGUGAGUUAAAUUUAAAUGAAACAAUAAAUGUGUUAAGCACUGAGAUACCCUCCAGAGCUUCCACACCGAAACCACAUGAGGUCACUUGUACACACCACUUAACUAGUAGUCAAAUAAAAACGGAUUCUUCUAGUCAUAACAUAGUGAAUACACAAAAUGGUAACUACUCUAAAUGGGUUGAAGAAAAUUCCAAAACUAACAUUAAAGAGAAAAAAUGUAUAUGUGUGGAACAGAAAUCGAAUAAUAUUACAAAGAAAAGAGAUAUCCAUGAAGAGUACUAUCAUCCUAUUAGCAUUAGCUUGAAAACGCGAACUGUUCUGUAUAAAACAUUAGGUAUAUCUUUCUCAAAUGAUAUGAUAGAAAAAAUCCAAAAUUUACCUAGAGAAAAUAUAUUUUAUGAAAGAGACAAAAAAAGAUGGGUUAUCAAAAUUUUCGAGAAGAAAACAAACACUUUGUUAUAUUUCAAAGAAUUUGAUUGUACUGUUUUUGGAUUUGUAUAUGCGUGUAUAUUAACCAUAGAACAUAAGCAUUUAUACUUAGAUUACUUCUUAAAUGAGAAAAACUAUGACUUUCUAAUGUAUCUAAUCCAGAAUAGCUCAUUAAAAGGAAAACUCUAUUUCAAUACAGAAAUUCGAUCAUCGUACAUAGACAGCGAUACGUAUCACUCGGAGGCCAGUAUGCGCUUCAUAGAAGGUGUUAAUGAGGACACACUAAGGAAAGAAACUGGUAUAGAAGCAUCAGACGGAGAAGAAGAAAAAGAAGAAAAGGAAGAAAAGGAAGAAAAAGAAGUACUGGAUGGACUAGACGGACUGGAGGGAUUGGACCGAAUGAAAGAAGAAGGGGAAGAAGCUGAAAAAAAAGGGAUGGGUGCAAAACCAAACUUGAACGAAGCGAAAAAUAAACAAAUAAAAUCGGGAUAUAACCCUAACUUUGCAUAUUUGGUAGACAAUCCAUAUACAGUUUGGAAUGACAAAAUGGUCAACGGAAUUGUAGAAAAUGAUCAAACAAAAAAAUUAAGAAAAGAAGAUUUAAUACUAUAUAAUAAUCGUGCAUCAUUAAAUAACCAAUCACAAGUAGAACAUAUUGUAGCAAAUAAAAAAUAUACUUGGAAAAAUGAUUUUCGAACAAUACCAAACAAAAUAUUGGAUAAAUCUCAAAAGAGCCCAUACUAUUUUCAAAACAAAUUGGAUCGACAAUAUUUUAUUAAAAGGAUAGAUACAAACAUAAAUUGUGGAGAGUCAAAAUUUUCUUUCGGAAAAGAAAUGGAAUGGACUAAAACAAAACACUUCAAACAAAUGAAAAACGAAAAAAACAAAAAAAAGGAACAACAAAUAACAGACAAAAUACUAAAAAAUUGGGGCAUUGAGGAUGAAGGAAUAAAUAUAUUUAAUAACCAAAAGGUAUAUAUGGAAAAUUAUAAUAUACAUGCAAAAAAUAAUAAAACGAUAACUAUAAGGAACCAUAGAAAUAGUUUCUCGAACGAAGAAAAUAGUUGCAAUGAGAGUACAAAUACACUGUAUACAAAUUGCAGGUCCCAAAAUAGCGAAAUUUGUAACGAUCAAAUAAUAAAAGUUAAGGAAAUUGAUGAUAAGAAUGUGAAGAAAAUCAAACAGGUAAAUCAACUAAGACUGAAAAAGGAUGCUUUAUAUUAUAAGAAAGCAAAAACUUCAAGAGAUUCCCUAGCAAAUGGUAAAGAUCCCACUCCUACGAUGGAUCUAAUGCAAGAAGAAACGGACAAUUUAAGGAAAUUAGAUUCAUAUGUAGAAACAUUAGAUAACAACACGGAUGUAAUAUCAUUGGCGAAACAAACUAUUCUUUUACUUCUUAAAGAUAUUAUAAAUUGUAUCCCAUUUCAAAUGGCCCCAUCUAUAAUUUCAAAAAAAAUUUACUACCAAAAAAUUAAUGCCCAUGUUAAAUUUGUCUAUCAUUCGAAAAAUAUCCUCGAUUUAAUGCCAUACUUUUUCAUAUUCAAAAAUGUUAUUAAACAAAAAACACUUCCCAGCGAUCAGUCCCUUUACAUGUGCAACGUUUUGCUUUACGCCUUGUUUGAGGCCUAG